UCAAGGCGAACAGUUUGUGCUAGACAGAACGCGCUGGUGAUUUUAUAAAAUACAUAUACAAAUGUGUAUAACAAUAUUUACAAAAAUAAUAUAAUCAAAGUAAACAAUAAAACGAGUUCAAGUGACGAUCACGUCAAGGCGAGAAACAACAAAAAAACCAUUUAAUUCUGUGAUUCCUCAGAAGUUCGAAAUAUGAUAAGCGUUCGCUUUGUAGUGUUGUUGGGGUGCUUUGCACUUGGCCAGGCGACAGUGGCUUCGUGCGGUACUGUGCCAGCCGCAACACCAUCGCAUUUGCCCGCCACGCUGCCACCUCCUAUUCCAAGCGGCAUUUUCUCCACGCAGCCCAACAUCAUGAUCGGUGGUUUCGAUGACUUCGACGACUAUGUGCCAUACCGUAGUGACACAUUGGACCACUUUUCGUGGUCUCUGCUGAAGUUGGUGCUGCACGAAGAGCCCGGCAACGUUAUCAUCUCACCAUUCAGCGUUAAGUUAUCGUUGGCGCUAUUAGCCGAGGCUGCCGGCAAUGGUUCACAGACUCAACGUGAACUAUACAGCACACUGACGGACAUCAAGCAGCCGGAAAACUUGCGUGGCUUCUAUAAAAAGACACUCAAUGUGCUAAAGAAGGAGAAUCCCUUUUACACGCUAAAUUUGGAGUCAAAACUGUUCACCGAUGUGGUCGUUGAGCCGCAUCAGCGGUAUGCUGCAAUGCUGAUGAGCUACUAUAUGACUGAUAUUGAGCGUUUAGACUUUGCGAACGCAAAAGUUUCUGCGGAUGCGAUUAACAACUGGUGCAGUAAUGCCACAAAUGGUCGCCUAAAGCAACUGGUCAACGAGGGCAAUAUACAAAAUAAUGUCUUAUUGAUGGCGAAUGUGCUGUACUUUAACGGAGUGUGGCGUCACCCUUUCAAUAACACCUUCGAGGGUGUCUUCUUCCAAACACUGCAGAGACAAUUGCGCGCCGACUACAUGGAGCAGACUGACUUCUUCUAUUACAACAGCGAUGAGGCAUUGGAUGCGAAGAUUUUGCGUUUGCCUUAUAAAGGCAAAAAAUUCUCAAUGUUCAUUUUGCUGCCCAAAACAUUGGGAAAUAUUGAGCAACUACAACAGAAUCUGGUCAAUGACCAGCUGAAACGCAUGCAGUGGGCAAUGGAGGAAGUGAAGGUGAAGGUAACAAUGCCGAAGUUUAAAUUCGAUUUUGACAAAAACUUGAAGCCAACAUUGCAACAAUUGGGCAUCAAUGACAUCUUCACGAGUGAGGCCUCGUUGCCAGGUUUAGCGCGUGGUGCGGCCGUAGCUGGCGUAUUAAAAGUGUCCAAUAUAUUCCAGAAAAGCGGCAUUGAUGUGAAUGAGAAAGGCACCGAAGCGUUUGCCUCAACUGUGGUGGAGAUUGAUAACAAAUUCGGCGGCGUACCGCUCAUCGAAGAGUUCAACGUGAAUCAACCGUUCAUUUUCUUCAUUGAAGAGGAAGCAACUGGAAAUAUAAUUUUCGCCGGCAAAGUUUUACAGCCAGAGGUUUAAGGUGAUAGUGUAAUGUUGUUUGGUGUGUAUAAGUGUGUAGUAAUAUAAGUGUAAUUCAUGUAAUUAUCAGUAAUUAACAUUUCCAGCCAUAAAACGUGAAUGACAUGCCGCAAGCGUGGAAGUUUAAUAAUCGAAUAAUUAGCAUUAUUUUUAAGAAUUUUUUUUAGGUUUGUAUUUAAGUGAGAAGAGACACACAUUUCUUUCUAUACUCGUUCCAUAUGGAACUACUUACUUAAUUCUAAGAACUAACGCUAAUUUUAAAACGUCCAUAUUAUUGCAGUUUAUUACUGCUGAUUUUUACUUUGAAAUGCGUGAUAAGUUUAUGAAG
Messenger RNA from Anastrepha obliqua, 1849 nucleotides. Its product is annotated as serine protease inhibitor 27A-like. The record is from RefSeq and is a predicted model, not a curated record. Gene Ontology annotation, molecular function: serine-type endopeptidase inhibitor activity. NCBI's taxonomy places the organism in Eukaryota, Metazoa, Arthropoda, Insecta, Diptera, Tephritidae. The coding region runs from base 193 to 1521 and encodes 442 amino acids. The transcript has a single exon.